UUUGAAAGACUUUACACUGGUAAUAGUCCCCAGUCGUUUGCAGAUAUUAACACCGGGAACAAUUACCAUUCACGAUUCUGAAACGUAAAUUUUGUAACGUUUGUGUUUUGCACUGUUAGAUAGUAAAAUUUUAGUUUUUGAAAUUUGGUAAAGUAUCAUACUUGAAAAAGUUUAACGAAUAUACAAAUCUUCACUUGCAGGAGAUUAAUAAACACGGAAAUAUUGAAUUGUGAAAAUUACGAAAUUUUGAAAUUUUGAAUAAUGAAGAAAUCAAAUUUAAAAAUCAUGAACUGCGAACGACCACUGAAUAUAAUAUUAAUUUUGUGCAGUGAAAAAUUAUAAAAUACGACAAUUUUGAGUUGUGACAGUCUGCAAGUUUGAACUCAUCAAAUUAACAAACUUUGUUUUGUGAAAAAUCACAUAAUUAGAAAUCACUGAAUUAUCAAACUUUCAAUGAAAUCACAAAAUUUAAACAAUAUUCAAAGUACCUUAAAUACUUCCAUUAAAAUUUUCAAGAAAGCCAAAAAAUUAACUAAUUGAAAUAUUCAAAUAUCUAAUUAUUUUCUCGCCUCUUUAAAAGCACGACAACAAGAAUCCUUUAUUCUCGUGCAAAUAAAACGGAAGAAGAAAUACGAUAUCAGAGAACCCCUUCGAAGGUGAAUCAUACAGGUAUCUCAUGUACAACCCUCUCUUCAAAGCUAUAGCAACACUUCCGGGUGAUAUCGGAAGCUAUCAAUGAGCUCUGUUCGAACGAAAUAAGCGAUGUACUCAUGAAUCAAAUAUUCAACAUAUCAAAAGAUAUAUCAUCGUAAACAUAAAAAAAAUAAAAUGUCUUCUUCGUCUGAGAAGCCACAAAGAAGACACACUGUAAGUACCUGCAAAAGAAGUUUGAAUUUUUGUAGUACACCAUUAAAAGGGAAACCUAAGCGGCCAAGUAGCAUAAGCAUAUCUGGAGUUGAUUCCAAUCCUUCCUCGGCAAAAGAACAAAGUAAAAACCAAAUUUUAGUUAAAAUUUCUGAUGGCAAGCAAAAGAGGAAAAAAAAGAAAGUGCAGCAAAAGACAUCGAAAUUAAAAGGAACUGUGGGAGGCAAUCGUGGGAAAGAAAAGAAGAAAGAAAAAAGAAAAAAGAAAUGCAAAACAAAAAAAUCGAUUGUAAAGGUAGAUCCUAAUACAGAUUGGGAAACGUGUAACGAAGAUUCCCGUCUACCUCCAAUUAACAAAUCAACAGAGAAAUUUUCCCAAAAAGCUACUUCUGGAUCUGACAGUAGUGUCUUGUUUAAAGACUUAAGAUCGCCAGAAAGGAUUCGGGAAGCUCCUUGUUUUGUCGAAGAUCGUUUACUGUCACCGAUUUUGCUACCGCGUGCAUGGGAUAUCAAAAAUCCAGAAAGACUUGAUUUUAAAGAGAAUGAAGGUAAACUUCCUGUGAAAAAUUUACCUUUUUCUUGUCUAUUCGAUGAUUCUGAUGACGAGGAGGAUGCAUUAUGUCUAAAAAAAGAAAAUGUAGUUAAUACGUAUCUAGGUCUCGGAAACAGGGCAAAGAGCAAAAAUGAUAUAAGAAUCGAAAAAUGCAAGCAGUGGUUGGUCAAUGUAUCAGUUCCAACAACAUCAAGUGAUGUUCUCUGGGAUGAAUUUGUUAAAAAUAAUUGUAAAGAUAUCAGCAGGUAUCUUGUGUCAACUGGUAACACAAAAAAAUCACGAUUAAAGAAAUAUAGGCAACCGAGCAACGAGAAUGAAAAAGAUGAAAAUUCUAUAAUCCAAAAUGAUCAUGAAGAAAGAUCUAUUUUUAAAGAGGUUAAAUCAGAGUUGCCUGAAGAUAUGGAUAUUGUGCGUGGAUAUUGGGAUAAAUCUUCGCAAAAAUGGGUUCGAGUUCACUAUAGAUCCGACGUGUACAAUUUUCUUAAUAAUAAAGAAGAUAAUUUUGGAGGGAUGACUCUAAAUCAAUUUCUUCAAAAAUGCAGGGAUCAAAAAGAACAAGUAGAUGAACCAGCAUCUUUUUCUAGUUCUCCUCCUAGUUCUGAUUCUAGAUCUCCUUUUAGUUCUUAUCCUAGUUCUCCUUCUUUAAUAUAUUUGCAGAAUACUAAAAAAAAUGUCAAAGAUAUAAAAAGCAAUCCAAAUAACAAGAGAAAAAGAACAAAAAGUUUUUUUGAUGAUUUCGAAUCGAAGAGAUCCAGAACAACAAUAGCGAAUGUAUCAAACUUGGAACUGCAAAGGAUAAAUCAAAUACGUCGAUUCGCAUUACGAUUAAAGAAGAAGAGAAUGAUGGUUGACAACGAAAUACCUUCAACUUCAAAAGAUAUUAAUUCUGACAGUAGAAUACGUUCACUGAAAAGAGUGAGUAAAAAUGAAUUGGAUGACAGAGAAAAAGAUAAAAAAAGACUAAAACUGAUCAAACUGAAAGAUAAACCUACGAUUAAAUCGAUAGAAAUAUUAAACGGUGUAAAAAAAUAUAAAGUGGCUGAACAAAAGUAGUGAAUCUCAUAAUUUACAUUUAAAUAUUACGUGCAAACUAUAAAUUUAUUUAUUUAUACAAUUCUAUAUUUAUACUUAAAGAAGAUUCAAUAUUAUAGAAUAUUGAAUAAUUUAUAACUUGCGAUACUUUCUCAAUGUUAUGAAAAUUGCGAAAAUUGUGAAACUUUUGCUCGAUCUUUUUUGUAAAUUAUGAACUAUCUUUUUGAUACCGAAUUUGUGUUGCGUAAAUUAUAUGUACGUAUGUAUAAUAAGUAUCUACGCGUUCGAUUCAAAAAGAAAUAUAGUAUUCAUUCUCAUACAGAAAAA
This is a messenger RNA of Bombus pascuorum, 2775 nucleotides long. RefSeq lists its product as uncharacterized. The coding region runs from base 829 to 2469 and encodes 546 amino acids. The record is from RefSeq and is a predicted model, not a curated record. Lineage: Eukaryota; Metazoa; Arthropoda; Insecta; Hymenoptera; Apidae. The transcript is spliced from 4 exons.